Papilio polytes (common Mormon) is the source of this 933-nucleotide messenger RNA. RefSeq lists its product as uncharacterized. Bases 43 to 867 code for a protein of 274 amino acids. Gene Ontology annotation, molecular function: N-acetyltransferase activity. The transcript has 6 exons. The record is from RefSeq and is a predicted model, not a curated record. NCBI's taxonomy places the organism in Eukaryota, Metazoa, Arthropoda, Insecta, Lepidoptera, Papilionidae.
UUGGUUUUGAAAAGAAAAAAUUUCUGUAUAUUUUACACAAUAAUGUUAAUUAAAUCGAUGACAAAAAUUAUUUCACCCAUCAUACGUAACACUGGGAGGAUUGUUCAAAGAAAUUGCCAUGGUGUGUUCGGUAUACAGGAUUUACUGCGACAGGAGAAGCCUGAACAUUUCACGAUAACCGCAUUGACGAGCGCUGAUCAUGAAAUGGCAGUGGAAGUGUUAAAGAAGCACUACCUCAGUGAACACGUCCUAGUGCGCGCUCGAGGAAUAAACCUAAGCAAUGAUCGCGCCAUUGAAGAAUACAUAAUCAGCCUGCUUCGACAAGGUAACUCUUUAUUCGCGAAGACUGAAGAUGACCGGGUAGCAGGUAUUUGUGUAAGUUACGCCAGCAGCCCCUUGGACCCAAAGAACCUUAGGAAUUAUGCUUUUUAUCGUCAGGAUCCAAACACGAAAGACUUUUUAUACUUAACAGCAAAGCUACAAGAGACUCCAAAUUUAUGGGAGAUGUAUAAAGAACGUAAAGUAUAUGAGGUGAAAAUGGUAACUGUGAAGCCGGAGUACCGGCGCCAGGGUCUUGCUGUUAUGUUGGUAGGUAAGUCGAUGGCACAAGCCUUCGACCAGGGCUACAAAAUCGUCCGCAUGGACUGCAUCAAUCCUUACGACUACAAGGUCGCAGAAAGGUGCUUGAUGAGUUGUUUAACACGGUUCCCUCUACACAAGUUACGAGGAGCUAACGCCCCUUUUAUAAAGAAGAGUUCGGAAUACAAUCGCUACGUGCGCGUGUAUAUAGAAGCUAGGAUACAAGAGGAUAAACCUGAUAGAGUCCGGCUAAAACAACGACACGACUUUGAGAGCUUAAUUGAAUGAUGAAAACAAUUUGAUUAAUUAAUAAAAAUGGUUUAAGAGUAACGAAAUAAAAAUCAGUAUAUGAAA